AUGGACCUUUACCGAGCUACAUUCGCUGGAUCGCUGCUGCUCAAUGCACUCGCAUUCUACCAGUCGCACCGCUCACGCAAGGCGGCUGUCGUAGAGACAGCGACUACAGACAAGAAGGAUGAACACGAGCAUUUAGAGCCUGACUUGGAAGGCCUAAGCAAGUUGAAGAAGCGCUUCUUUCUGAUUUAUUUGCUGGUCAACGCUGCAGACUGGCUCCAAGGACCAUAUAUCUAUCCUAUCUACAAAGAUGAAAAGGGUCUCCCAGAAGAAACAGUCGCGUUCCUGUUUCUCAUAGGCUUCAUCUCCGCCGGUAUCUCUGCGUCUUUCGUAGGCACUCUAGCAGACCGAUACGGACGUAAGACGGCAUGCUUGGGAUACUGCGCCCUCUACUCCCUAUCAUGCGCCACGCUCUUGUCCGACAACAUCUACGUUCUCUUCUUUGGUCGCAUCCUCGGUGGUGUAUGCGCAACUGUUCUUUGGAGCGUCUUCGAAAGUUGGAUGGUGGCUGAGUUCAAUCAGCUCAUGCUUCCGGACGGCGAACCCCAUCUGAGUGCGAUAUUCAGCACGAUGACUACUUCAAACACAUGUGUGGCUAUCGGUGCGGGUGUCUUCGCAGAGUGGGCGGUUAGGAUGACAGGCACGGCAAAGACACCCUUCAUGGCUUCUAUUGGCUGCUUGAGUCUGUCUUUCCUCGCUAUCUCAAAGUACUGGGGGGAGAAUUAUGGGACGAGCAGCCGCAGAGCUUCAGAAACUGAAGGGCUGCUCCAGCAAGAGGAAGCUACCCCAGCUCCGCCAGCCACGUCUGCUCUCCGAACGAUUUUGCGCGAUCGCAACAUCAUGAUGCUUGCAUUGGUAUCGGGCUUCUUCGAGGGGUCUCUUUUUCUGUUCAUCUUCUUCAAAUUCCCAGCGUUGAAGCUCAGCCAUAAACUGGCGGGCUCAACUGACGAACUUCCGUUUGGUCUCAUUUUCGCCAUCUUGAUGUGUUCUAUGAUGUUUGGUUCUCUCCUUUACAAACACCUCUCCACAUCCGCAACACCUGUGUCAGCGCAAAAAAUGCUUACAGGCAUCCUCGCAGUUUCAUCCGCGUGCUUCUUUGUUCCUGGCCACUUCCGCGAUGAGCGCCUCACAUUGUGGUGCUUUUGCAUUUUUGAGUUGUGCUGCGGAGUUUACUAUCCUGCAAUGGGCUCGCUGAAGAGCAAGCUCGUUGAGGAUGGUUCGAGAGCCAGCAUUUAUGGCAUUCUUCGAAUUCCGCUGAAUGUUUUUGUUGUGCUUGCUCUAAGCACUACGAAAGAAGGCGAGGCGCAUCGCGAUACGGAGAGCGUCGAGACAAAGACACGGCCGAAACAAGACUUGAUGAUGAUCAACGGCCCACAUGUGCCCCGCCGCUUCAUCGUUAUACAUCACGGUCUUUCCUCGACUCGACUCAACUCUCCCACUAUCUACAACGUCACUCUUUCACCCGCCACGAUGUUUCGGUCUUUCGGUGCCCGUAUAUUCGCAGGAGUAUUCGUGGUCGUUUUCCUCAUCGUCAUUUUCCACAACGAAGAAUCCGCUGGCACGGCUCUACUUCCUUAUCUCCCUGUCCUCCCAUCAACAGGCUCUUCACAAUCAUCCUCGAUACUUCAAGCAUGGAUAAAAGACCGAUCUGCGCUGUCAGAAAAGUCGUGGAAGAAGAGCGUUGAACUCCGCGAUCAGAUGGCGAAGCAGCAUCCGGACAACCCGAAGAUUCCAUUCUUCCCAAUGGACUUCUUAAAAUACCCAUUCACAAUCUGGGACUUCUUCCCAGCGACAUGGACAUGCCCCCAUGACAUCCAACGUGUUGGCCGACUCGGUGACGGAGGAAAGUGGGUCUGCGGAAUGAAUGUCUACGAGAGUCUUCCUGCCCCCAAGUCCGCGUCUGCGACCAUCGGAUCACAGGAGCCCCUAUCGAGCGCACAAGACGGUCUCGUCAUGUAUAGCUUCGGUAUCAACGGUGAAUCCUCUUUCGAAGCCGAAAUGCUCGAACGUAUUCCUAGCGCCCGUAUCUGGGGCUACGACUUCUCGGUCGAUGCCUGGGGCCCGCAAAUCGCAGAGAAGCAUCGCCAUCGAACAUUCUUCAAGAAGGUCGGCCUAGGCAAGGAGGACAAGCAUGACUCGGAGCCGCCAUUCUGGACUCUACCUAGUUUGAUGAAGCAGAAUAACCACACCUACAUCGAUAUUCUGAAAAUCGAUAUCGAAGGCAGUGAAUACGACGCUUUAGACACAAUGAUGAACGCUUUCGACAACAUGAAAACAGCAUCUGGAAAGUCCGUCCUGCCUAUUGGUCAGGUUAUGAUCGAACUCCACCUUGGCGACGGAAUCAACACCGAAAACGCGAACGCCGGCGGUAACGUAGACUUUGGGCGGUUUAGAGCUUGGUGGGAGAGGCUGGAACGCAUGGGCAUGCGACCCGUGUGGAUGGAGAUCAAUCUCUUUGCCGUCACUUUGGGAAAGAGCAAGGCGAACCCAAGGUGUACGGAGUAUGUUUGGGUCAACGCUAAGGACCAGAGAAGUCGUUCAAUGUUACGCCCCCUCUAUCCAUCUCAUGGAGCUGCACUUGACCAAGCAUCCGUUCCGCAACCAUUCAACAAGACUGAAAAAGACACAAAUCAUCGAUCAAACAACGAUCCGCUCCUUGUGGGGUUUCCAAGGUCGGUAAGCCUUCUCUCAAACCUACUACCGACGCCUCACAUCCUGCGCCUUGCCCGGGCAACUAGCGUUUCGGCCGCCGAACACCGUCCGCGUUACACAAACAGCCUCGCAAUCUACAUCAGUGUCCAGGCGUUUUGUCCAGAUGCUUUGCUGCCGACCUUGUAG
This is a messenger RNA of Alternaria burnsii, 2835 nucleotides long. RefSeq names its product major facilitator superfamily domain containing protein 5. Lineage: Eukaryota; Fungi; Ascomycota; Dothideomycetes; Pleosporales; Pleosporaceae. Gene Ontology annotation, molecular function: molybdate ion transmembrane transporter activity. Gene Ontology annotation, cellular component: membrane. Gene Ontology annotation, biological process: molybdate ion transport. The record is from RefSeq and is a predicted model, not a curated record. The coding region runs from base 1 to 2835 and encodes 944 amino acids. The transcript is spliced from 8 exons.